UUUCCCGGAGCUAACGGGCUAGCUGCUGCUAGCAGCCUCGGCAGGAAGCGGAGCCUCGGCGGCGGCGCAGAUUCGGUGAGCGGGGCGGGCGGCGGCGGGAGUCGGAUCGGGGGAGCGGAGCGUCCCAGCCGGGUAGGAUGUCGGCUCAGGAGCGGCUGCGGCGGCUGGAGGAGCUGCUGCUGGAGCAGAAGGAGGCGGGAUGCCUGAGCGUGGAGGCGCUGCUGGACCUGCUGCUCUGCCUCUACACCGAGUGCUCCAACUCCCCGCUGAAGAGGGAGAAGCACAUCACCGAGUUCCUGAACUGGGUGAAGCCGUUCACCAGCCGGGUGAAGGACAUGCGGCUGAAGAGAGACGACUUCGAGAUGCUGAAGGUGAUCGGACGAGGAGCCUUCGGGGAGGUUGCCGUGGUGAAGAUGAAGAACACGGAGCGCGUUUACGCCAUGAAGAUCCUGAACAAGUGGGAGAUGCUGAAGAGAGCCGAGACGGCGUGUUUCCGGGAGGAACGGGACGUCCUGGUGAAAGGGGACAGUCAGUGGAUCACCACUCUGCACUACGCCUUCCAGGAUGACAACUUCCUGUACCUGGUGAUGGACUACUACGUGGGCGGAGACCUGCUGACGCUGCUCAGUAAGUUUGAGGACCGUCUCCCUGAAGACAUGGCCAGGUUCUACGUGGCAGAGAUGGUUCUGGCCAUCCACUCCAUCCACCAGCAGCAGUACAUCCACAGAGACAUCAAACCGGACAACGUUCUGCUGGACGUCAACGGUCACAUCCGGCUGGCCGACUUCGGCUCGUGUCUGCGGAUGAUGGAGGAUGGAACGGUGCAGUCGUCUGUUGCCGUGGGAACCCCGGACUACAUUUCCCCAGAGAUCCUGCAGGCGAUGGAGGACGGGAUGGGACGCUACGGGCCGGAGUGCGACUGGUGGUCGCUGGGCGUCUGCAUGUACGAGAUGCUGUACGGAGAGACGCCGUUCUACGCCGAGUCGCUGGUGGAGACCUACGGCAAGAUCAUGAACCACGAGGAGCGUUUCCAGUUCCCCUCCCAUGUGGCCGACGUCUCUGAAGACGCCAAGGAUCUGAUCCAGCGGCUGCUCUGCUCCCGGGACCACCGGCUGGGCCUCAACGGCAUCUCGGACUUCAAGGGCCACGCCUUCUUCAGCGCCAUCGACUGGGAGAACAUCCGCUCCGCCGAGGCGCCGUACAUCCCCGACGUCUCCUCGCCCACUGACACCUCCAACUUCGACGUGGACGAUGACGUCCUGAAGAACCCGGACAUCGGACCGCCGGUGUCUCACACCGGCUUCACCGGCCAGCACCUCCCCUUCGUCGGCUUCACCUUCACCACCAACAGCUGCUUCUCGGACCGCAGCGCGGCCGGCCGGGCGGCACCGGGAGUCCGAACGGAGCCGGACUGCGGCGGCGGCUCGGAGGUGGAGGCGUUUGAGAAGAGGAUCCGCCGCCUGGAGCAGGAGAAGCAGGAGCUCAACCGCAAACUGCAAGAGUCCACCCAGGCCCUCCAGGCUCCGGCGCGGGGAGGAACUCUGGCCCGGGACAAAGAGAUCAAGAAGCUGAACGAGGAAAUCGACCGGCUCAAGAAGAAGCUGGCAGACUCUGAUAGGCUGGAGCACCAGCUGGAGGAGGCCGUCACGCUCAGGCAGGACUACGAAAGCUCCGCCUCCAAGAUGAAGGCCGUGGAGAAGCAGGUGAAAUCCCUGAGGCAGGAGAAGGACGACAUCCACAAGCAACUGGCCGACUCUCUGGAGCGUCUGCGCAGCCAGACCAAGGAGCUGAAGGAGGCGCACUCCCAGAGGAAGCUGGCCCUGCAGGAGUUCUCGGAGCUGUCGGAGCGGAUGGCCGAGCUGCGCUCCUCCAAGCAGCGCCUGUCCCGCCAGCUGAGGGACAAGGAGGAGGAGAUGGACGCGCUCAUGCAGAAGAUGGACGCCCUGAGACAGGAGAUCCGCAAGACAGAGAAGAACCGCAAGGAGCUGGAGGCUCAGCUGGACGAGGCGAAGGCGGAGGCAUCGAAGGAGAGGAAGCUGAGGGAGAACAGUGAAGUUUACUCCAAACAGCUGGAGACGGAGCUGCAGAGCCUGAAGUCCCAGCAGGGCCGAGGAGCUGCGGGCGGCGGCGGCGGAGCCGUGGAGUCCCAGCAGGAGCUGUCCCGGCUGAAGGCGGAGCUGGAUAAGAAGGUUCUGUUCUACGAGGAGGAGCUGCUCCGGAAGGACUCGGCCCACUCCGGCGAGAUCAAAACGCUCCGCAAGGACCUGCAGGAGUCAGAGGGGGCGCUGCUCACCGCCAACAAGGAGCUGCUGCAGCUCAGGGACAAGCUGGACAAAGCCAACAGGAACAGGCAGAACGAGAUGGAAGACAUCAUCGCUGCGCUGAAGGAGAAAAUCGAGCGAGAGAAGAGCAUGCUGACUGAAGAGAACCGCAAGCUAACGACCGAGAAUGACAGGCUGUGUUCGUUCGUGGAAACCCUGACGGCUAACAACCAGCAGCUGGAGGACGACCUGCAUUACCUGUCCUCCAAGAAGGAGAGCGUGGCGCACUGGGAGGCUCAGAUCGCAGAGAUCAUCCAGUGGGUCAGCGAUGAGAAGGACGCCCGCGGCUACCUGCAGGCGCUGGCUACCAAGAUGACGGAGGAGCUGGAGACGCUGCGCAGCUCCAGCCUGGGAGCCCGACCUCUGCCUGAGUCAGGAGUGGCCACGCCCCCUAGGAAGCCCUGGCCUCCUAUUGGUGGAGACAGGAUGGACCCGCUGUGGAAGGUCCGCCGCAGCCAGAAGCUGGACAUGUCGGCCCGUCUGGAGCUGCAGUCAGCUCUGGACGCCGAGCUGAAGGCCAAGCAGAUGGUCCAGGAGGAGCUGCGCAAAGUCAAGGCUGCCAACAUCAACCUGGAGAGUAAGCUGAAGGAGUCCGAGGAGAAGAGGCAGGAGGUGGUGGAGCAGGUGGAGGGUCUGAAGAAGGAGGUGGAGGAGAGCCGCUCCCGCUCCGACAAAGGCCUGAAGCUCCCAGACUUCCAGGACUCCAUGUUCGAUUACUUCAACACGUCUCCUCUGGUUCCGGACCUCACCUUCAGGGCGUCACUUUGCUCCGCCUCCUCACUGCUCGCCCUUUGGGAAGAAACGGGAGAUUUAGACUCCACCCCCGAGAAGUCGCUCCCCACGCCGCCUUCCCGAUCCUCCGCCUCUGAGACUGAGGACGGAAAAACGGCGUCAGUUCCCGAAAGCCCCUCCCCCAUCUUACAGAGCUCAGCGCUGGCUACACUCAAGCCCAAAGCUCACCAGCUGAGCAUCAAAACGUUCUCCAGCCCCACGCUCUGCUCCCACUGCACCUCCCUGAUGGUGGGCCUCAGUCGCCAGGGAUACGCCUGCGAAGUCUGCUCCUUUAUCUGCCAUGUGGCCUGUAAAGAGCACGCCCCCCUGCUGUGCCCCAUCCCGGCGGAUCAGGCCAAGAGGCCGCAGGGCAUCGACGUCCAGAGGGGCAUCGGCACCGCCUACAAGGGCUACGUCCGGAUCCCGAAGCCCAGCGGCGUGAAGAAGGGCUGGCAGCGAGCGUUUGCUGUGGUGUCGGACUGCAAACUGUUUCUCUACGACAUUCCAGAGGGGAAGUCCACCCAGCCGGGCGUGGUGGCCAGUCUGGUCCUGGACCUCAGAGAUGAAGAUCUGUCCGUCAGCUCUGUGUUGGCGUCUGACGUAAUCCACGCUACCAGGAAGGACAUCCCCUGCAUCUUCAGGGUGACGUCGUCGCAGCUGAGCUCGCAGUUCUCCUCGGUGUCGCUGCUGGUGCUGGCGGAGAGCGAGGAGGAGAAGAAGAAGUGGGUCCGGGUUCUGGAAAGUCUGCAGAACAUCCUGACCAAGAACCAGCUGAAGAACCAGCAGGUCCACAUCCUGCAUGAGGCUUACGACGCCUCGCUGCCCCUCAUCAAGACGGCACUGUGCGCCGCUGUCCUGGAUCGGGAGAGGAUCGCUCUGGGAACAGAAGACGGGUUGUUCAUCGUCGAGGUUACAAGAGACGUCAUCGUCCGGGCCGCUGACAGUAAGAAGGUUUAUCAGAUCGAACUCAUUCCCAAGGAGAAGAUGGUGGCUCUGCUGUGCGGCCGGAACCGGCAGGUCCACCUUUACCCGUCGGGGGUUCUGGAUGGGGCGGAGUCGUCCUUCGACACCAAGCUGGCAGAGACCAAGAACUGCCAGGUUCUGACCACCGGGCUGCUCCGACCCGGAGGCCCCGCCUGCCUGCUGGCCGCCGCCAAGCGCCAGGUCCAGUGCUACGAGAUCAGCCGGGCGAAGCCGUACCACAAGAAGCUGUGGGAGGUUCAGGCGCCGGGCACGGUCCAGUGGCUGGGCAUGCUGCGGGACCGGCUGUGCGUGGGAUACUCGUCCGGCUUCGCCCUGCUGGCGCUGCAGGGCGAGUCGUCGCCCAUCAGCCUGGUGAACCCGGCCGACCCGUCCCUGGCCUUCCUGGCCCAGCAGCCCAUGGACGCGCUGCACGCCCUGGAGGUCGGCGCCGCCGAGGUUCUGCUCUGCUUCAGCCAACUGGGCCUCUAUGUGGACGGGCAGGGCCGGCGCUCCCGGACCCAGGAGCUGAUGUGGCCCGCGGCGCCGCUGGCCUGCUGUUCGAACUCGUCCCACCUGACGGUUUACAGCGAGUACGGAGUGGACGUGUUCGACAUCCACACCACCGAAUGGGUCCAGACCAUCUCCCUGCGCAAGUUCCGCCCCCUGAACGCUGAAGGAACGCUGAACCUGCUGAGCUCAGAGCCGCCUCGCCUGGUUUACUUCAGCAACGCCUCAUCAGAGGGAGACCUCACCAUCCCGGAGACGUCGGACCGCAGCAGGAAGCUGAUGGUUCGGACUCGCAGCAAGAGGAAGUUCCUGUUUAAGGUUCCAGAAGAGGAGCGGCUCCAGCAGAGGAGGGAGAUGCUGAGGGACCCGGAGCUCCGAUCCAAGAUGAUUUCCAACCCGACCAACUUCAACCACGUGGCCCACAUGGGACCGGGAGACGGCAUGCAGGUCCUGAUGGACCUCCCCCUGGUCGGUGACCUCACCUCCCUCUCUCCCUCCCCGUCUCCUUCUCCCUCCUCUUCUUCCUCCCGUCACACCCUCAUCUCCCCCCCCUCCAACUUUGAGCACAUCUAUCACAUGACGUCGGCAUCGGCCGGCGCCUUCUUGCAGAAGGAGGCCUCCUCUUCCUCCUCCUCCCAGCAGAGCCUCCUGCAGCCUUCCUCCUCCUCCUCCUCUCCCUCCAUCUCCUCUCUGGGAAGGAGUGUGAUGCCCUCCGCCCAGGACGACCCAAUCAGAGACAAGCCCCGCCCACUGUCCAGCAUCUCCCGGCAACACAGGAGCAAGUCGCACAUCACGCGCACGGCUUCAGAUUUUAGUUCCGGAGCUUCAACACGCGGCGCCUGUGAGCCGGACCUGGACCUGGACCGAGAGCCGGACUCGGACUCCACCAAGCACUCGACCCCCUCCAACAGCUCCAACCCCAGCAGCCCCCCCAGCCCCAACUCCCCCCACCGCAGCCAGCUCACCCUGGACGGCCUGGAACUGGAGCCCUAAGCCCCGCCCCUUGCACACGUUAGUCCCCACCCACCCCCAUGUAUGUUGGGGGCGGGGCUUGUCGAACAGACUGAAGACUGGGAGUUUAGCUUUUACUUUGAGGAUUUUAUCAUGAAAGAGUGAGUCUGAGGUUGCUGCUGCUUUUACCUGCUGGGUAGCCCCGCCCCUUCCCCGGUUUUACCUGGAUGGAUUUUACCUGCUGGGUAGCCCCGCCCCUUCCCUGGUUUUACCUGGAUGGAUUUUACCUGCUGGGUAGCCCCGCCCCUUCCCCGGUUUUACCUGGAUGGAUUUUACCUGCUGGGUAGCCCCGCCCCUUCCCUGGUUUUACCUGGAUGGAUUUUACCUGCUGGGUAGCCCCGCCCCUUCCCCGGUUUUACCUGGAUGGAUUUUACCUGCUGGGUAGCCCCGCCCCCUGCCCCGGUUCGACGGCCCUGGGACCAGUCACUUCUUGUUCUUCCUCUUCUGUAUUAAAAACACUUUCCAUGCGUUAGCCGCUCAGACGGACGGGAGGUCUCACUCUGAGGAAAAAAAGAAAAACACUGUAUUAAUUAUUUUAAAGUUUUGUUAAGCUUGCACAUCAUCAUCAUCAUCGUCGUUGUUGUAGGAGAAAAAUAAUUUUGAUUUGUAAAUGAUGAUCUUUACUCUUCCCCCCCUCACCACCUUUAAUCUGACUCCGCCCUCUGGCUUCGGACAGGUAUUGGGGGCGGAGUCACACCUGGACAAUACUGCUUUUACUUCUUCCAGAAUCAGUUAAAGAAUAUUUGUAAUGAUGAAAUGUUUAGCAGCCAAAAACCACAAUAAAGAACCAGAGAGUCUGA
Messenger RNA from Xiphophorus couchianus (Monterrey platyfish), 6373 nucleotides. RefSeq names its product CDC42 binding protein kinase beta (DMPK-like) (gene cdc42bpb). Lineage: Eukaryota; Metazoa; Chordata; Actinopteri; Cyprinodontiformes; Poeciliidae. Gene Ontology annotation, biological process: actomyosin structure organization; peptidyl-threonine phosphorylation. The transcript has 40 exons. The coding region runs from base 138 to 5555 and encodes 1805 amino acids. The record is from RefSeq and is a predicted model, not a curated record. Gene Ontology annotation, cellular component: cytoplasm; cytoskeleton. Gene Ontology annotation, molecular function: protein serine/threonine kinase activity; ATP binding.